Limanda limanda (common dab) is the source of this 2728-nucleotide messenger RNA. It is a transcript of the gene ints13, whose product is annotated as integrator complex subunit 13. Gene Ontology annotation, cellular component: integrator complex. The record is from RefSeq and is a predicted model, not a curated record. Lineage: Eukaryota; Metazoa; Chordata; Actinopteri; Pleuronectiformes; Pleuronectidae. Gene Ontology annotation, biological process: regulation of mitotic cell cycle; centrosome localization. The transcript is spliced from 17 exons. Bases 428 to 2533 code for a protein of 701 amino acids.
ACCUGCUACGAUCACCAGUGUAUUGUUAGUGAGUUAUUCCGAGUACGUCAUCAUAAGUAGUUAGUUGUUAUCUACAAGAUAAUUGAAUAACAAACACUCAGCUCAGCGUCAGCCCGACGACACGAUGGGUGAAUGUUCGUGUCGCCGGCGAUGAACGUGAAUCAGCAGACAAAUGAUUCCGCCCAGUGUUAGCUAGCAGGCUAAAGCUAACAGGCUAAAGCUGUGCGCUGACGUGCUCCUGUAGCGUCUGGAGAAACCAGCGGAAAAAAAACAUGCGCCUCGUUUGUUUACCAGACUUUUAGUUUAUUCAUUAAAACCGAAGAUAAACAGGGAAAAACUCUGGUUCGAGUGAAUUCAGGUCUUUUCCUGGUCGAGAAGCGUUCGAGUUUUUUCCCCCUCAGGUCGGCUCAUACUGCAGAUUGCCAAGAUGAAGAUGUUCUCAGUGGCCCACAAGACGGUCUUCGUGGUGGACCACUGUCCCUACAUGGCCGAGUCCAGCCGUCAGCAGGUGGAGUGCGACGUGCUGACAAAGAGUCGGGCCCAGGGCGUGAUUCCUCUGGCCCCGGUGUCCAAGUCCCUGUGGACGUGUGCCGUGGAGUGCUCCAUGGAGUACGCUCGCAUCCUGUAUGAUGUUUAUCCAACGGACAAACUGAUCAAUUACAUUGUGAGUGAUUCAGAGUUUCACAUACUGAACACCUGGAGGCAGGAGAAUCAGAGCACUCAUGAGCUCAUGUCAGCUUUGGCAGCUGUUGGGCCACCGAACCCACGCGAGGACCCCGAGUGUUGCAGCAUCCUGCACGGGCUGGUGUCUGCCGUGGAGUCGUUGUGCAAGAUCACGGAGUUGCAGCACGAGAGGCGCACGUCUCUCAUGGACACGGCUGAGAGAGUGGCCAACAGGGGCCGAAUUAUCUGCUUAACCAACGCUAAAAGCGAUACUCACGUGCGCAUGCUGGAAGACUGCAUCCAGGAGACGAUCUUAGAACAGAACAAGCUGGCGGCAGGUUCAGACAGACUCAUGGCCAUUCAGAAGUGUGACCUGGUUUUAAUUCACAUCCACCCACAGGGUGAAGAGCCGCUGGUGUCUGACCGAAUUAAGAAAGAGAUCUCUCCCCUGCUCACUAGUGAGGUUCACAGUGUUCGUGCUGGGCGGCACCUCGCCACCAAACUCAACAUCCUGGUCCAGCAGCACUAUGACUUGGCCUCGACCACCAUAACAAACAUCCCAAUGAAGGAAGAGCAGCACGCCAACACAUCAGCCAAUUACGACGUCGAGCUCCUGCAUCACAAAGACGCUCACCUGGAGUUUUUUAAAAGUGGAGACUUGCACAUGGCUGGAAGCAGCACUCGAGAAAAUGGACUCAAAGAGACAGUGACUCUGAAAUGGUGCACUCCAAGAACCAACAGCAUAGAACUACAUUACUGCACUGGAGCAUAUCGCAUUUCCCCCACAGACGUGAACAGUCGGCCAUCGUCAUGUUUGACAAAUUUUCUUCUGAACGGUCGAUCGGUGCUUCUGGAGCAGCCCAGGAAGUCGGGGUCAAAGGUCAUCAGCCACAUGCUCAGCAGCCACGGCGGCGAGAUUUUUCUGCACGUGCUCAACAGCAACCGCUCCACCCUGGAGGACCCGCCCUCCAUCAGUGAGGGCUGUGGAGGUCGAGUGACCGACUACAGGAUCACAGACUUUGGAGAAUUCAUGAGGGAGAACCGACUGACUCCAGUGUCAGAGGCUUCCCACAAUCCUUCGGGCAAGCUGCCAGCCGAGAGGGCUAAGGCGCAGCUGGAGCGGUACACUCGGUACUGGCCAAUGAUCAUCUCCCAGACCACCAUCUUUAACAUGCAGGCCGUGGUGCCUCUGGCCAACCUGAUAGUGAAGGAGACUCUGACUGAGGAGGACGUUCUGACCUGUCAGAAGACGGUUUACAACCUAGUCGACAUGGAGAGGAAGAAUGAUCCGCUUCCUAUUUCCACUGUGGGAUCCAGAGGCAAAGGCCCCAAGAGAGAUGAACAGUACCGUAUAAUGUGGAACGAGCUGGAAACUCUGGUGAAGACUCACGCCGGAGCCACCGACAAACACCAGCGGGUUCUGGACUGCAUCAUCGCCUGCCGCAGCAAACCGCCCGAGGAGGAGGAGAGGAAGAAGAGGGGGAGGAAGAGGGAGGACAGGGAAGACAGGACGGAGAAAAAUGGCAGCAAGGAACCGGAGGACAAAAGCUGGCAGGACUCAGAGAGGCUAAAGAGUUCGGUGGAAAAAGAGGAGCCGGAGACCGAGGUGAUCAAGGAUUCCCCCGACUCGCCAGAGCCGCUCAACAAGAAACCACGGCUGAUGACAGAAGAGGUUCAACCUCCGGAGCGAGCAAAAGGUCCGGUCUCGCUCCUCACCAUGUGGACCAAUCGUAUCACCACAGCUAAUUCCAGGAAGCACCAAGAGUUUGUCGGACGAGUGAGCUCCGUCAACAACAAGUUCGAGCUGUACCAGCAACUGAAGGAUGAGAACGGGAUGGAUGUUCAUGAAAACGGCAAAGCCACCAGAUGAUGUCGCCGUGGAAACCCCACGCUUCAAACCUUAGCCGGGAUGAGAUUGUGGACAAGUAUUUUUCAGACUUUAAACCCCCCCAUCGAAAUAAAACAGACGGUGGACUCUAACAAGGAAUUUAUAAUUUUUUUACCCAUGGUUUUGUAGAUAUGUUCACAUAUUGUGUAACAAUAAAAGCUGUCAGUAGAAAACUUU